Messenger RNA from Symbiodinium natans, 1041 nucleotides. The record is from the annotation of a GenBank genome assembly. NCBI's taxonomy places the organism in Eukaryota, Dinophyceae, Suessiales, Symbiodiniaceae.
AUGCCAAUGAACGCCUCCAUCGUGGGGAAGUACGGCUUCCGCCGCAGAGCCGAGCAGCGCACUGCAGCUGUGGCCUCUAUCUGGGCACAGGCGACUGUUGGGAAAAGGUUCAUUGGCAAGUUUGCCUCGCGGCGCGCGCGUGUAGCUUGUCAAUGGCUUUGCGAUGCUUUGCAACACAUUGGGAAGGUCUGCGAGCUGGUCGAGGCGGAGGCAUGCCAAAGCAGCGUGACUGGCGGGAUCCACUGGGAAACGCUUCCCAAGGCAGAUAUUGAGCUGAGUUGCCAGCAUGGGGCGUCGGCCCUGGACCCGGCCGACGGGGAGCUCGAUAUGGGACGCGCCUCUCGCAAAAGGGCGCAGGUGGAUUGUCUGGCCAGCUACGCGCUGCAGAUGAUGGAGGGAGCGACGAAGGUUGUUGAGUUCGGCGCCGGCUCUGGGCAUCUGGGCUUGCUGUUGGCUUCCCAGCGACCCGAUUGCCAAGUGGUCUUGGUGGAGGCCAAGGCCUACAGCGCUGACGUCGCAUCCCGACGAAUCGAGGGCACCGGCAUCGCAAACUGCCGGGUCUUCCAUGGCACCGUCGACGCAUUCGCCGCCACUGGCGAGGACUUCGACCUCGCCGUGGGUUUGCACCUUUGCGGCCUCCUCACGGAUGCGGUCUUGGGCCUUGCAAGACGGCGCAGGGCUGCCGCCUGCGUGGUGCCUUGUUGCUACGGCCAGGUUGCUACGCUCAAGGAGGACCACCAGCGGGGGGAAGGUACAGCGCAGCGGAUGCAUCCUUGCAGCCAGGCAAUGCGCAUGAUCUCAACGGAGGCCCAACUUGCCAUGUGGGCCACACCUCUGCGUAAGAUCUGCAUCCAUUUCACUUUGCAUGGCUUUUGCUGGGGUUCAGCUUGUGAGGAUUUUGCCUGGUGCGCCAAAGCUGCAGACUUCACGGCGGGGAAGGGUGGUGUCUUCGAUCCUGACGGCGAGGGCUUCCGAACCGCGUGGAGCUCACCCCUUCACGCUUCGGUGGUUUGCAAGUGCAGGCUUCGGUCCAGGGCUUAG